Messenger RNA from Darwinula stevensoni, 339 nucleotides. Lineage: Eukaryota; Metazoa; Arthropoda; Ostracoda; Podocopida; Darwinulidae. The record is from the annotation of a GenBank genome assembly.
AUGCAUGGGUCAUUACAGAGACUAGCAACCGAUCCCGUCUCAGAGCAGAGGUUCGCCAAAUUGGAGGAGACGGUGUUGGCCUUACUGGCAAAAAAUCAAGAGCUUUCAGAAAGCAUCGUUCAACUCAAGCUUGAUGUAGAAGACCUUGAGCAAGAAAGUGAAGAGUCCAAGAAUCUUGCUGCCAUUCAUACAACAGGCGUUUACUUUGAUGCGUAUAGAACUUCUGACUACAACAAUACGGGCACAGUAAUUACGUAUCAUCUGGCAGAGAUAAAUUACGGAGGCGGAAUAGACAAGAAUUCUGGAAUCUUCACCACACCCGGGGAAAUACAUCGAUAG